GCGUCCGUGCGCCCACGCCGUCUCGGAGGGGUCCCAAGCAUCAUGGCGGAGCAGGAGGUCUCGUCGCAGGCUGCACGGACCCCACAGGCUAGCGCUCCCUCCGUCGCCGCCGUGUCUGCAGUAACAGCUACGCCGGUAGCAGGGGGAGGUGGAACUGGAGGGAGCAGCAGCGAUCCGGUCCGCCCGGGAUUAAGCCAGCAACAGCGAGCGAGCCAGCGAAAGGCGCAUGCGCGGAGCUUCCCGCGGGCAAAAAAGCUGGAAAAGCUUGGGGUAUUUUCAGCCUGCAAGGCUAAUGACUCUUGCAAAUGCAAUGGCUGGAAGAACCCAAACCCUCCCACAGCCCCCCGUAUGGAUCUGCAGCAGACGGUCACCAACCUCAGCGAGCCCUGCCGUAGUUGUGGGCACACACUAGCUGACCAUGUGUCUCACCUGGAGAAUGUCUCUGAGGAAGAGAUCAAUCGGCUUCUGGGGAUGGUGGUGGAUGUGGAGAACCUCUUCAUGUCGGUGCACAAGGAAGAGGACACAGACACCAAGCAAGUUUAUUUCUACCUGUUUAAGCUUCUGAGGAAAUGCAUCCUACAGAUGAGCCGCCCAGUUGUUGAGGGCUCCCUCGGAAGCCCCCCUUUUGAAAAACCAAACAUUGAACAGGGCGUCUUAAACUUUGUCCAGUACAAAUUUAGUCACCUGCCCCCCAAGGAGCGACAGACCAUGUUUGAGCUCUCCAAGAUGUUCCUUCUGUGCCUAAACUACUGGAAGCUGGAAACACCAUCCCAGUUCCGCCAGCGCUCGCAAAAUGAUGACGUGGCGACGUACAAGGUCAACUACACCCGGUGGCUGUGCUAUUGCCACGUCCCCCAGAGCUGCGACAGCCUCCCACGCUACGAAACCACCCAGGUCUUUGGGCGCAACCUCCUCAAGUCCACUUUCACGGUGACUCGCCGGCAGCUGCUGGAGAAGUUCCGCGUGGAGAAAGACAAGCUUGUCCCAGAGAAGCGGACCCUCAUCCUCACCCACUUCCCCAAGUUUCUGUCAAUGCUCGAGGAAGAAAUAUAUGGGGAGAGCUCCCCAAUAUGGGAAGCCGACUUCACUAUGCCAGCGACGGAAGGAGCCCCGCUUGUUCCUCGGCCAGCUAUCAGCACUGUUCCUGCAACCAGCACACCACUCUUCAGCAAAUCUCUGAGCUGCAGCUCCUCCUUGGCUUCUAUUAACCUGGAUGGUAGCUCACUGGAUUCUGUGCCAGGUGAAAAGAGGAAGCUUCCAGAGAGCUUGACGCUUGAGGAUGCCAAGCGGAUCCGUGUGCUGGGCGACAUCCCGAUGGAGCUUGUCAAUGAAGUGAUGUUGACUAUCACAGAUCCAGCAGCCAUGCUGGGGCCUGAGACCAGUCUGCUCUCAGCCAAUGCAGCCCGGGAUGAGACGGCCCGCCUAGAGGAGCGCCGUGGUAUCAUCGAAUUCCACGUCAUCGGCAACUCCCUGUCGCAGAAAUCAAACAAGAAGAUUCUCAUGUGGCUGGUUGGGCUGCAGAAUGUUUUUUCACACCAGCUGCCUCGAAUGCCCAAGGAGUAUAUCACCCGCCUGGUUUUUGAUCCCAAACACAAGACUCUGGCGCUGAUCAAGGAUGGCCGAGUGAUUGGAGGCAUCUGCUUUCGAAUGUUCCCGACACAGGGGUUCACGGAGAUUGUCUUCUGUGCUGUGACAUCCAAUGAGCAAGUCAAGGGCUAUGGGACCCACCUGAUGAAUCACCUGAAAGAAUACCACAUCAAACACAGCAUCCUCUACUUCCUCACCUAUGCUGAUGAAUAUGCCAUUGGCUACUUCAAGAAGCAGGGCUUCUCCAAAGACAUCAAAGUCCCCAAGAGCCGGUACCUUGGCUAUAUCAAGGAUUACGAGGGGGCCACCUUGAUGGAGUGUGAACUGAAUCCCCGGAUUCCCUACACGGAGCUCUCGCAUAUCAUCAAGAAGCAGAAGGAGAUUAUCAAGAAAUUGAUAGAGAGGAAGCAAGCCCAGAUCCGCAAAGUCUACCCUGGCCUCACUUGCUUCAAGGAAGGUGUUCGCCACAUCCCUAUCGAAAGCAUACCAGGCAUCCGGGAGACAGGAUGGAAGCCCUUGGGAAAGGAGAAAGGGAAGGAGCUCAAGGAUCCAGACCAGUUGUACACAACCUUGAAAAACCUCCUAGCACAGAUCAAGACCCAUCCCAGCGCCUGGCCGUUCAUGGAACCAGUGAAGAAAUCUGAGGCCCCUGACUACUAUGAGAUUAUCCGUUUCCCCAUCGACCUCAAGACGAUGACAGAACGGCUCAAGAACCGCUACUAUGUCACCAAGAAGCUGUUCAUUGCCGACUUGCAGCGCAUCAUCACCAACUGCCGCGAAUACAACCCGCCUGAGAGCGAUUACUGCAAGUGCGCCAACACUCUGGAGAAGUUCUUCUACUUCAAGCUGAAGGAAGGGGGGCUCAUUGACAAGUAGGAGCAGCUGCCGGCCACGUGGGCCUCUUUCACUUCCGUCCUUCCAUCUUGUUGAAACUCUCUUCUGGCUUGUGAACAGCUGGACAUUUCUCUGCUGCCUUUUGCCGUGUCUCACGCACAGACCAGAUGUGGGGUUGGCAGGACAUAAGAGGCUUCCUUUUGUGUGAUGGGGGUGGUGGAGGGGAUGGCUGCACAGAUAGCAUCUCUGCUGCACGCCUCUCUACCCCUUAACGGACUUGGAACUGCUAUCAGCCCUCUUAAAUUCCUGAGCCUCAUCACUCCAUCCAUUGGAUCUUCCUUUACGGAAGAAAGUAACGUGGGAGUAGUCUGGGAGAUUACCCAGGAAAGAUUAUGAAUCAUCAUGUUUUGCAUCUGAAGAUGUAAUGAGGGCACAUGUUUAAACCCUCUCCCCACCCCCCCACCCCAUUUUCCUUCUAUGUCUGUGGGUUUUCUUUACUUCCACAUUUUGGGAGAGUUUUCACCUGCUUGCACUCCAUCCUUGUUUUAAGAUUUAGCCAUUUCUUCUUGACAUGUGAAUGUAGAAAAAGAGCACUUGAGUGAAAGAGGAACAGGGUUUGUUUGUUUCCAGAGGACCGGGAGGGUGGGGACUUUAUUACAAACUCAGCAACAGAGAGUUUUUCCUGGCUCUUUCCCAAGAGCCUUUGAUGGGCUUAUACCUGAAUCCCCUUUCUUCCCCCCCCCCUUUUUGGGGUGGGUGGGCAGUUCACAGCUCUUUGCUGGCCCACUAUUUGAAUGCAGAUGGCCUUUCCUGCAGAGGAAAGAAAUCGUUUGAGCCUCAGGCUAAAUUACAUCUGGUUGCAGGAGGCAGGCAAGCCAACAGUGGGUAGGAAGGAAGGGAAGAUAACCCCCCUUGCUCUUUUUCCCUCCUCACUGGGCUAUUCACGUGCCAGCUUUUGUCCACUCCAAAUCUACAAACAGCCUGACACCAGAUUGGAACAUUACAAUCUCCGACAUAAUGGCUCAGAUUUCGGACCAGAGUUGGCAGGUUUGUGCCCCCUUCCCACCCUGCCGGACACCCUGCCUGGCUGUAUGUUCUUCUCUACAACUUCUGAUCCAUUCCUGAAUAUUUUCCCCUCUGCACUUACUGGACACCCCACCCCCAAAAUUUGGUCAGCAGCAUUUAGUCAGCUGCAACUGAGUUUGAUCAAUUCCGCACUUGCAACUUUUGCGCACAGAAGUCAAGAUUAGCCAAGCUGGUCCUUUCAUCUUUGGUGGUGAAAGCAAUCAGGCAUACAGCUCUGACUGUUUAAGUGGUGUCAGUGAUUGUAUCCCUAUCUUACCACCAAGUCCUCAACAUGCACUUAUCUGUGAGUGUUUGCCGUACUGAUUAUUUCUCAUGCCUUGAUUUAGACAGGUAUGUGAAGGCUUCCUUCCCCCCCCCCAUAUAGGGGCAGUCACUUUUACUAUUACCCAGGCACUUUAAAAUGGCCAUGCUGUCUGAUGACUUACGGUUAAUUGCCAAGCUGAUAUAGAUCCAUACACCCCAGCCACUCUCCUGAAAUUCCUGUAAUUUUUGUAGUGGUUAAUAUUUGCUCCACCACGUGGUAUAACAAAGGUAUAGCCCGAUUGUUUUCCUGUUGAAAAACCAACGGCUUGUAGCAGUUUUUCUCUCUUGCAUUACAUGGGAGUAAAUUUAUAAGAACAUUAACUCCCUAAGCCAGUGAUGGGAACCUGUGACCCUCCACACUUCUUUGGACUUUUAAUAUCCAUCAGCCCCAGCCGGCACAGCCAAAAGUCAGGAAUGAUGGGAGUUACAGUUGAACAACACCUGGAGAGCCUCUUCAUCCCUUCGCUAAGAAUCACAAGUCUUUGUAGCAAGAAUUUCUGGGACCUUGUGAUGAGAAAAAUGAAUGUGUGAAACAGCUAGAUGGUAAUGGCAUUUUAUUGGUAGCUUGUAUUAAACGGGGUAUGUGAAAUACCCACCCACUCCUUUUUUCUUUCUAGCGCAGGUGUGGGGAACCUUUGGCCCUCUAGAUGUUACUGAACUACAACUCCCAUCCACCCUGGCCAUUGGCCGUGCUUGCUGUGGUUGUUGGGAGUUGUAGUUCAGCAACAUCUGGAGGGCCAAAGGCUCCCCACACCUGAUCUAUCAGCUUGGGCAAAUGAGUGCCAGGAACUGAAGAGCUUCUUGCUCCUUUUCCCUUGAUUCCAGAAAGCCAGUUUGGUAGGUAUGAGGGGAUGGGAAAGGAGGGUUGGUAGGUUUGGGGGUGGGGAGAAACAGGCAGGCACUCAGCUGUCCAACCCGCUCAUAGAUGGUCUGUCCAGGUGGAACAUGUUGGCUUGUGUGCGUUGUUGUGUGAAACAGCAUACAUUACGUUGGAGUUAAGUUGAGCAAGAAACUUCUUCAGAGCAUGUUAAGAGUCUUUAUUGAAAGACAUUAAGGCCAGAGGCUUAAGAGUAAAUACAUGUAGAGAUUCUUCAGUCACCCCCCCUUCUGGUACAUCUCUCUCCAUAGAUAAACACAAAAGACAGCCUCUCAGCUCAGAGGCAUAAUUCAGAAGAGCAACAACUCACAUAGACUCUGUUACAACUUUCCCAGCUGUUAUCAGAUGGCUACCAUAGCAACGGCCCUGGCCGUCCGUUCCCAGACAGGACAUAGACAUACCUCCCCCUUAACCACAGUUACGUCUUCACACUUGCAGGCUUCAUGGAAAACUACUAGAGACAGUAAUGUCUACUGGUCACCAGCCCAACAGAACAUGCUGUGUUUUAAGUACUUGCUGUAGAAAUCAUUAUUUGAUUUGGGGCUGCAUGUGUCUGCUUAACACCUUGCAAGGACUAUCCAAUGCAAAAUGUAACAGCCUGUUGCUUCUCAGCCAUCUGUCAGCUCUUGUCAAUGCUGAGCAUUUUGCCUCCACUGCAAAGCCAGAAUAAAGUUGCUGUGGGAAGUAGGUCAGACACUUUUGUCCACUUCAGCCCAGUCUUUUCUUCCAACCUUGUGCAUGCUCAUCCUCUCAUUCCCUUUCCUCUCAAUUACAAGGGAGUUCUUUAUGCCUUCAAGAAACCUUACAAAAGGUGAGCGGAGAGAGGAAGGGAAGCAUUUGAGUGACGAUCCACUUGCCUUUUCUUAAGUGACGGUUGCCUUACGUCCACCACAUUUGUGUGCUUAACCUGUACAAUUGCAGGGCCUGACUGUACCACUCUGGGCCUUUCAAUAAUGUUGCCAUUCCAUUUUUUAAUACAUAAAGGGAAAAAUAAUAAUAAAUGAUAU
Molecule: messenger RNA, 5694 nt
Organism: Rhineura floridana
Lineage: Eukaryota; Metazoa; Chordata; Lepidosauria; Squamata; Rhineuridae
Gene: KAT2A
Product: lysine acetyltransferase 2A
Exons: 18
Coding region: 43-2463 (806 amino acids)
Biological process (GO): chromatin remodeling; positive regulation of transcription by RNA polymerase II
Cellular component (GO): nucleus; histone acetyltransferase complex
Molecular function (GO): histone H3 acetyltransferase activity; protein binding
Source: RefSeq, a predicted model, not a curated record